This is a messenger RNA of Anopheles arabiensis, 2236 nucleotides long. RefSeq names its product protein regulator of cytokinesis 1-like. The record is from RefSeq and is a predicted model, not a curated record. The coding region runs from base 141 to 1907 and encodes 588 amino acids. Gene Ontology annotation, biological process: mitotic spindle midzone assembly; microtubule cytoskeleton organization. Lineage: Eukaryota; Metazoa; Arthropoda; Insecta; Diptera; Culicidae. The transcript has 2 exons. Gene Ontology annotation, cellular component: spindle; mitotic spindle midzone; cytoplasm. Gene Ontology annotation, molecular function: microtubule binding.
CCACCUUGCUUGGUAGUACGGACAAUGUCCCCCGGCCAUUACGUUGAGUACCCGUCGCUGUGUGUCAGCGCAGUCUAAACAUUUUUCGCUUGGUGCCGAACAAAAACCGCUUGGAUUGUGGAAUAAAAUAAAAAAGCUUCAUGGAAUCAUCCACAUCCAAAAUGGAUCAGUUCAAAAAUAUAAACCACCAGAUGCACACCAUCUGUACCACAGGGUUCGAACGCUUGCGCGAUCUGUGGGACGAAAUGUUUGAUGCCAAGCUGUGUUUGGAUCAAGCCAAGCAGUUGCCGGACCAGAUGAUGGCAUUUUUCGACGAGAUAUACCAGGAGAGCAACCAGCUCCGGGAGAUCUUCGUGGCCGAAAUAGCCGAGCUGAGGCAGGAGGCGCUGGAAUUGCAGCGCCAGCUGGGCGAGCAGCAGCAGGGUUUGCCGGCAGCGAUCGAAUCCCGCUCGCUGUUCGAACAGCGUUCCGCACUGGACGAGAGCCUCAAUCAGAUGCAGCAAAAGUUAAGCCAGCGGCACGUAAUCAUCGACGAGUAUCUGCUCGAGAUGGAAACGCUGUGUGAAGAGCUUAGCGUAGAACCACGGACACUACCGAAGGACCCACUGCCAACGGAGCGCGAACUGGUCGAGUUCCGCUCCUACCUGGACUAUCUGAUAGCGAAAAAAAUGCAGCGCCAGGAGGACAUUGGCAAUCUGCGGCGCGAAACGAAGAAGCUGAUAAGCUGCCUGCAAACGAUCUCCAUCACGAAGGAGCAACAUCGGCUGCUGAACGCGCGCAAAUUCCCGCCGACACGCGAAAACAUGCACGACCUGCGCAUGCUGCACGAGGAGGUGGCGGCGCAGUACGAAAGCUUGAAGCAGCACAUCGACGAUACGCGCCGCAAGCUGGAGCGGCUCUGGCAGUGUCUCGAAACCGAUCCCGCCAUCGUCCAGAAGUUUGGAAAGCUAACCUCCUACACGCAGACCACCUUCGACAAGCUGUCCGCCGAGCUCGACCGGUGCGACGCGUUGCGGCGGGAAAACAUGGAAGCGUUCGUGGAGCGCACCCGGUGCUACAUCAUGGAAUGGUGGGAACGGUGCAUGAAGUCGCAGGACGAGCGUGCCCAGUUCACCAUGUUCCACUCGAAGGACUACAACGAGGGUUUGCUGAAGCUGCACGAGCUCGAGCUGGACUGUUUGAAGCAGUUUUACGGCGAGAAUGAGCAGAUCUUCCAGAUGGUGCUGCAGCGGCAGGAGAUAUGGAACCGGAAGCUGGCGCUCGAAAACAAAUCGAACGACCCGACGCGCUACCACAACCGGGGAGCCAAGCUGCUGCAGGAGGAAAAGGAGCGGCGACGCAUCAGCACCCAGCUGCCGAAAAUUGAGGCCAAGCUGCUGGAGGUGUGUAAGCAGUACGAGGAAGAGCAUGGGCGUAAGUUCACCGUGUACGGUACGCCUGUGCAGGAGCUGAUCAAGCAGCAGUGGAAGCAGCUAGAGAAGUAUCAAAAAUGGAGCGCACGGAAGAAGGCGAACGGCGUGCUGGGUGUGCCGACGGUCGGGAGCACCUCGAACCGGCUCGACGAUUUGAUGGUCAAAUGCUCCUCCAUCAUGAGCAGCAAUCGGUUGCGGCUAGUGACCGGCAGUGGUUCGACGCUAAAAGCAUCGCUGACACCAUUGGUAACGGCAUCGGCCACUAAAUCAGGGCCCUGGCUGAAGCGCAAGCUGGCCACACCGACCAACAGCAAGAAGCACGCGAAACGCUCGCUGCUGCCGGAGCUAAACAGUCCUUCGGUCGUAAUCAUCAGCUCGGCGGAGAGCACCAUCAUGCAGGAAUCGGAUUGUUACGAAGAUAUUAGGACCUACUUCGACAAUAAUGUCCCCAACCGGUCAUCGUUGGUGUCGCGAAGAACACGCCUGCACCAGUAACGGAUGGUGCAACCGAUCAAACCGCUGCCUUCCGAUACCAGCUUGAUGGAGGGGGGGGGGGGGAAGAAAACCAAUGCCAAUGUAGAGCCAAUGCCACAGCAGGCCCCCAUGCUGCCACCGGUACAGAUGAGCUUCUCGCACUCACCUGCUGCUGCUGGGUCGUUGGUUUUAUUUACGCAAAAUUGCAAACUGUCUUCCGAGCGCGGACGGUGGCUGUUAAAACGCUUGCUCCAAGGAAUAGAAUUAAGGUUUUACAGAACUUGACGAUAUUAAAUUGACGAUACAAAAUCAUUUUAGUCUGUUGUUUAAGUGUAAUAAAUAUUAAAAUU